Grus americana (Whooping crane) is the source of this 297-nucleotide messenger RNA. Lineage: Eukaryota; Metazoa; Chordata; Aves; Gruiformes; Gruidae. The record is from the annotation of a RefSeq genome assembly.
AUGUCCCCCCUACACCUAAGCUUUUACUCAGCCUUCACCUUAAGCAGCCUAGGGCUAGCAUUCCACCGAACCCACUUAAUCUCUGCCUUACUAUGUUUAGAAAGCAUAAUACUAUCCAUAUACAUCGCCCUAUCAAUCUGACCCAUCGAAAAUCAAGCAACAUCAUCCACACUAAUACCAGUAUUCAUACUUGCAUUCUCAGCCUGUGAAGCAGGCAUAGGCCUAGCAAUAUUAGUAGCCUCCACACGAACCCACGGUUCAGACCACCUACACAACUUAAACCUACUACAAUGUUAA